Messenger RNA from Loa loa (African eye worm), 1029 nucleotides. RefSeq lists its product as hypothetical. The record is from RefSeq and is a predicted model, not a curated record. Gene Ontology annotation, biological process: axon guidance; ephrin receptor signaling pathway. Gene Ontology annotation, cellular component: plasma membrane. The coding region runs from base 120 to 839 and encodes 239 amino acids. The transcript is spliced from 7 exons. NCBI's taxonomy places the organism in Eukaryota, Metazoa, Nematoda, Chromadorea, Rhabditida, Onchocercidae. Gene Ontology annotation, molecular function: ephrin receptor binding.
AAUUUCAGAUUUCUAAAAAUUUUUGAUGAUUUGGCAAAGGUGAAAAGGAUAAGCAUCACUGUUAUUUAGCAGUCGUUGGGGUGACCUUUUUCGGAUGCUUUCAAUGACGACUUGUCGUCAUGCUAAUAAAUCUCCUUAUUACUUUGGUACUGGAUAUGUUCAGUGAUCAUCGUACUGCUGAUGCUCGGCGACUUCCGGAUAUCUAUUGGAACAGUACAAAUCCAAUGUUUGAUAUAAGUAAUACGGAUCACGUGAUGUCAGUCAAACUGCUUGAUCGAGUAACCAUUGUUUGUCCACAGCCAACUAUCAAUCCGCAGAUAUCAUAUGAAUAUACAAAAUUAUAUGCUGUAUCCCAAAGUGGUUACGAAAAUUGUCAAUUAUUAGAUGAAAGGUUAAUUGGAGUCUGUCAAACUCCGAAACAGCAAUCCUCGAUCAGUAUAGUUUUCCGAGAUUUCUCCCCACUUCCCGGUGCACUAGAAUUCAAGCCAGGCUACAGCUAUUAUUUUAUCACCACUUCAGAUGGUACCGAAAAGGGUAUCGACAGGCGGUCCGGUGGUCUAUGUGCUAGUGAACAUAUGAAGAUCAAAUUUGAAAUCCAAUCAGAUCGAGGGGACAAUCUCAACGAUUACUUCGAACCUUCAAGUGCUCAUUUUAGGCAUCGAUUACAGAAUUCAGCCGAAGUAUCGACCCCAUUAUUGUAUAUAAUUCAUACUAGUGAUUCAUCCGCCGAAGGAUAUGCGGCAGCGGAAGACGAAGGUGAUGCAGCUUGCAAUUAUCAGUUGAAUAUAUCAUUAACGGUGCUAGCCCUAAUAUUUUUGUACUUCACUACCAUCGCAUGAUUAUUCCAAUGGAUUCAUCCACAGAAUUCCUACAGGCUACUUAUUUUUGACGGUCAUUAACGAUGUGCGGGGUCAGCUGUGUGAUUGUAUCUGAUAACGUGAUCACUUGUUGUUUCGAGAUAUCAGUACUUCACAGAAAUCAUUUCAAAUCGUAAAACAUGCGAAUAAAUAUGGUCAAUCUUCAAGCCGU